AUGUCAUCCAACAAGAGCCAAAACCAUACGGCCCCAGAAAUAGCACAGAAAGAUGAACAACCCACCACAACGACAACUACAACCACAGCAAAUCAAAAUAAAGAAAACCAACCCUGUCUACUAUCCCGAAUCCAAAACUCUGCAUCUACUCUUGUGCAAGAAACACUCACAAGACCAAGUGGCGCGACUUUGCCCUCAGAUCUGGCACAUGUUUUGAAUAGUGGGAAUAAAGGAUCUUCUUCUUAUACACCAUCCGGGUCGUCGGGGCAAACAUGGAGCAGUGCCGAUCCAAGGGGGAGCCGUCUAUCGCCGGGUGCUCAGGAUGGUUAUGCUUCUGGGAUGAGCAAUGGGUUUCGAUCUACACAUCUCUACGUCUCAGAUGGAACAGAUCAGGAAAUUGACUCCUUCCAAAAUGCAGGCUUCUUCAACACAGUUGAUGACUUAUUAAUCGCUACGGAUGAAGGGGAAGCGAAAGGAAAAGGGAAGAGCAGAGAACCGCCCAUUUCCAAUGAUUGGCAUCAUGAAUAUGGACAAGGCAUGACCCUCGACAUAAAUGACGAAUACGAAUCAACACACUUCAACGCCUACGAACUAGCAUGGAUAAACGCUUCUCGCUUGGGGACGGUAUACCGCUCCACCACAUCCACACCAAGCAAAAGGCUAUCCCAAUCCUCAGAAAUCAACCCUGUCCUCAACACAACAGCCCAAACCCAGAUGGAGGAUGGAAAUGACGGCGCGGAAGUCGUCGCUCUCCUCUCCAAUCCUUCCUUCCAACCGGGCCUCGUCACCUGGGCACACAACGAAAAUCAAGGCGGGAUGGUAGACGGACUCGAACCUGUAUUCGAUCUCAAUGAUGACCCAUUCGACACAGAAGGAUUCCCCCUGGCGAUUGGCCUAUCGCCCGCCGAAAUGCAGAUGAUAGAUAUGUUCCGACGACAACAACCCCAGCACCAACAAGACCAAGAAACUCACGAAAAAGAAGACAGAAACAAGAGGAUAACGGCUAACAGUCUUGUGCCGGAUAUAGACUCCAUCCUCUCCACCGCCGCCACUAACAAGCAUGAAGCUCUAAGAGAAGCCGUGAUAACAAAUCUGGUUGGUGCAGAGGAAUGGCUACAUGUUGAUCAACAGUAUAACGAAGAUGUAUGGGGUUAUUUAAAGCCAGCGGUGGAAGCUGCCGCUGCCGAGCUACAACAAAAAGAGGAGAAUCCGGUAAAAGAAGGUGUAGAUGGGGAUGGACCAGCAGUGAAGAGGUUGAGGAUGAUCUUGAGACAUAUGGCUCGUUUAUAA
Messenger RNA from Talaromyces marneffei, 1290 nucleotides. RefSeq lists its product as uncharacterized. The transcript has a single exon. The coding region runs from base 1 to 1290 and encodes 429 amino acids. NCBI's taxonomy places the organism in Eukaryota, Fungi, Ascomycota, Eurotiomycetes, Eurotiales, Trichocomaceae. The record is from RefSeq and is a predicted model, not a curated record.